AAUGAGAAAAAACUGUAUUAUUUUGUUCACAUAUUUUCAAACAAAUUAGUGAUACGUGUGAAAAUAGCGGAAAAUCACACGUAAAAAUGGCUCGUUAAAUUCUUCGACCUUAUAUAAAAUUAUAAAUUUCAAUUUUUAAAAUUUUAAAUAGUGAAAUUCGCUAACAUUUCAAAUAUAUAGUUAUGAACAAUUACGUACACAGAUUCUUAGAAUCAACUAUUGGGAGUUUAUUUGGUAAAGAUGUGACAUGUAGAGAACCAGUACAUCGAUGCGAUGAUUAUCAACCAGGUGUACUAGUAGAAUUUGGAAGAACUGGUGUAAAAUUUUUCAAGAAAUUCUUGAUGCCGUGUGGGCUAUGUGCUGCAGUACCAGCAAUGAAACCCCCAAUUCCUGAAGAACAUCCUGCACCUUGUAAUAAUGAAAUACAAGGAAAGAAAUUAAUAAAACCAUCAGAAUUACCCAUUUAUUCUAUCGAUGAUGGGUAUACUAAGCAGAUGCCAUGCAUACAAUAUCCUUCUAUUGUGGAAGAUAAUAUUAGAAAAAUACGACAAACAGUGGGUGAGAUAAAACUUACAAUAGAUAAGAUUUCUCGCGAUAUUUCAAGUUCUUUAGAAAGUCUCAAAUUUAUAUCUGAUUAUCUUCAAGAUCAAGCCAAUCUUAUGCCACGAAUAGGCGCUGUUGGUGUAGGUGGCUUAUCAGGAUUAAUAUUAAGUCUUAGAGGAGGCAUAUUUAAACGAUUAAUAUAUACAACUACAGGUGCUGCUAUUGUUGGUUGUGUUUGUUUCCCUAAGGAAACAAAGGAAACAGUUAAUACAAUGGAACACUAUGGAAAUGUUAGCUACAAUUUCAUUUAUGGUGUGAAACCAGGAGACAACAAAAAGGAAAUUUCAUUUAAUGAAUUUCCAUUAGUGAAAAGUGUGCUUGAAUCAGAAUAUUUUCGUAUGUUAGUUCAAUUUUUUGAACAAAAAACAAAUGAUACACCUACUACAACUGAUGUUGUAUUAACUGAUACAACUGCAAAAACGGAGAUAAAUAAAAAGAAAUGAAGAAAUUGAAAAAGGAGAAAGAAUAAAUUAAUACAUUCAGUA
Apis laboriosa (Himalayan honeybee) is the source of this 1088-nucleotide messenger RNA. It is a transcript of the gene Mic26-27, whose product is annotated as MICOS complex subunit MIC27. The record is from RefSeq and is a predicted model, not a curated record. The coding region runs from base 183 to 1046 and encodes 287 amino acids. The transcript is spliced from 6 exons. Lineage: Eukaryota; Metazoa; Arthropoda; Insecta; Hymenoptera; Apidae. Gene Ontology annotation, biological process: cristae formation. Gene Ontology annotation, cellular component: MICOS complex.